This is a messenger RNA of Arabis nemorensis, 1266 nucleotides long. The record is from the annotation of a GenBank genome assembly. NCBI's taxonomy places the organism in Eukaryota, Viridiplantae, Streptophyta, Magnoliopsida, Brassicales, Brassicaceae.
AUGGAGCGUCUGAAAUCUCCUCCUCCUCUCAUGAUCGUCUCGGAUCUUGAUCAUACCAUGGUUGAUCAUCAAGAUUCUGAGAACCUCUCUCUUUUGAGGUUCAAUUCAUUGUGGGAAUACGCUUAUCGCCGUGACUCUCUUCUUGUCUUCUCAACCGCAAGAUCGCCAAUUCUUUACAAACAUUUGAGAAAAGAGAAACCUUUGUUGACUCCUGAUGUCAUCAUUACUUCAAUUGGAACCGAGAUAGCGUUUGGUAACUCCAUGGUUCCUGAUGAUGCUUGGGUUGAAUCCUUGAACAGCGAUAAAUGGAACCGUGAAAUAGUCUUGGAAGAAACAAGAAAGUUCAAUGAGUUAACUCUUCAGCCAAAAACUGAGCAGAGGCUACACAAGGUCAGCUUUUACAUUGAUGAAGGUCAAGGUGAAGCAGUGACCAAGGAACUAUCACAAUUGCUGGAGAAUCGUGGCUUGGAUGUCAAGAUCAUUUACAGUUGGGGAAAGAAUUUGGAUGUUAUACCGCGAGGUGCAGGAAAAGGAGAAGCCCUCGAGUAUCUUCUCAAGAAGCUGAACGCUGAAGGAAUAUUCCCGGUCAAUACACUUGCUUGCGGUGACUCUGAACAUGAUGCUGAACUAUUUAACAUUCCUGAUGUUCACGGUGUUAUGGUGAGCAAUUCCCAAGAAGAGCUAUUGAAGUGGCAUUCUGAAAAUGGUUUAAACAACUCAAAAGUUAUACAUUCAACCGAAAGGUGUGCGGAUGGGAUUAUUCAAGCCAUUGGUCAUUUUAAGCUUGGCCCAAAUCUUUCUCCAAGAGACAUUACUGAAUUCUUGAAUCGAAAGACGGACAAUGUGAAUCCUGGUCACGAGAUUGUGAGAUUUUACUUGUUCUACGAGAGAUUAAGACGCGGUGAGAUCAAGAACUAUGAGACAUACAUAGCCAGCUUCAAAGAGUCAUGUCACCAAGCUGCUGUCUUUUUCCAUCCAUCAGGUGCAGAGAAACCUCUGAGAGACACCAUUGAUGAGCUGAAGAAGUAUCAUGGAGACAAAAAAGGGAAAAGGUUUUGGGUUUGGGUAGAUCAGGUUCUGGUAAUAGACAAAACUCCGGGGAGAUGGAUAGUGAAGUUUGAUAAGUGGGAACAAUGCGAGGAUGAGCGUAAAUGCUGCACAACGACUGUCGAAUUCACUCCAAAGGGAGGAGGAGAUUUAGUGUGGGAGAAGGUGAAACAGAUAUGGUUGGAGGAAUCAGAUGAUAACAGUUGUUGGAUUAUCUGA